GAGUCUAUAAAGGUUGCCUGUCCCAUUUCUGCACACACGAAAAGGAAAAAAAAACAUUACUUUUCCCAAGAAUAAGUAGAAGAAGAUAAGACAAAGGCACAACGUGUGGAUGCAAUUAAGUGUUGACCAUGCAUCAAGGGAUGAAGAAGCCUCACCGCUUCUUAUUCUUGAUCCCUGUGCAUGCCGUUGCCAUGUGAAGAGCAAAUUCUACGAGCGGCAUCGACUCAUGCUCUGUACUUCGUACGCCGAUUCAUAACAGGCCAACAUAUCUCCAGAAUUGUAGUCAAAUCUAGCGGAUAUAUACACUAUUCUACGAUUUUCACAAGAUGGAUUAUUCGGAUAGCAUGGUAAGAGAACUAAUCCAAGGGGAUGAUAGAUCAAAAUGGAUAGCGCAUAGCAAUCACAAUGUAAAGUGCUUCACACAAAAUGAGAUAAUAAGAUUCACCAACAACUAUGGAACUUUGGUUGGGAGAGGUGCCUUUGGAGAAGUUUAUGAAGGAGUCCUUGAGGACAAAAGUGUUGUUGCAGUCAAGAGGUUUAUCAACAAUGAAAAAGAAAACUUUGCCAAAGAGUUGACUGUCCACCGUGAAAUCAAUCACAAGAACGUAGUCAGAUUAGUUGGGUACUGUUUAGAAGAAAAUGCCCUAAUGAUGGUCACGGAGUAUAUUCCUAAAGGAAAUUUAAGUGACGUCCUUCACGGGGACAAUACUCCAAUUCCCUUGGAUACACGACUGAGAAUUGCCAUAGAAUGUGCUGAGGCGUUGGGCUAUAUGCACUCGCAAAUGUAUACUCAGGUUAUUCAUGGUGAUAUCAAGCCUGCUAAUAUACUUCUGGAUGACCGACUCGGAGCGAAAGUAUCAGACUUUGGAAUAUCAAGAUUAGUCAACACUGAAAAUGCAAAUACUCUGUAUACUGUGCGUAUUAUAGGAAGUAUAGGUUACAUGGACCCUCUGUUUGCUCGUACUGGUCGCCUGAUAGCAAAGAAUGACGUGUACAGUUUUGGGGUAGUGCUCUUGGAACUGAUAACAAGAAAAAAGCCAAUAGAGAUGUUUGAUGCUGAAAAAUUUACUAAAGCUCUUGCAAAAGGUAUCAGGCGCGUGAGAGAGAUGUUUGAUUCUGAAAUUGCAAUCCCGAGCAACAUGAAGACUAUUGAACAAAUUGCACAAUUGGCUGGUAGAUGCUUGAGUAUGGAACUUGGCAAACGUCCCGAUAUGUUGGAAGUUGCAGAACAUCUUCGCAGACUUAGAAAAGCUCUACAUGGGAGACAAGAAAGACGAGCUCUGUUUUCUUGGGGAAAGAAAAACAAACCAGCUCCAGCUGGCCCACCAUUGCAAGAAAGUAGUAGCAGUAGCCAUUACACAGCUCCAGCUGACCCACCAUUGCAAGAAAGUAGUAGCAGUAGCCAUUACACAGCUCCAGUUGAAACGACAUCAUCACAAGAAAGCAGUAGUCAUUACAUGGGAAUUGCAGCUCCAGCUGAAACGACAUCAUCACAAGAAAGCAGUAGCGAUACCAAAAACGUGGCAGCUUUUAUCGUUGGGUCAACAAUGACUUGUUCAUUGUUUGAUAUGGAAGACCUGCUUAGGGCGUCAGCUGAAGUUCUGGGAAAAGGUACAAUCGGGACAUCCUACAAGGCGACGCUCGAGAAUGGAGAUCAGCUGGUCGUCAAGAGACUGAGGGAAGUGGACUUACAAAAGGAGGAGUUUGAACUGCGUGUCAGGAUGAUUGGUGCCAUCCAGAACAAACACAUUGCGCCACUGCAGUGGUAUUACUAUAGCGAGGAUGAGAAGUUGCUGGUGUACAAUAUAUUCCCGAUGGGCAGUCUAGCACACGCUCUCCAUGGAGAUCCAGUUUCCCCAGCUCCGCUGGACUGGGAACAGCGGGCAGCCAUAGCACACGCUGCGGCACGCGGUAUGGCGUACAUCCACUCAGCUGGACCAUCGAGCUGCCACGGCAACAUCAAGUCCUCUAACAUCAUGGUCACAGGUACCCACGACGCAUGCGUGUCAGAGCACGGUCUGAUAACACUUGGUAAGUUCUGCAAUGCCUCUGGCUACCACGCGCCUGAGGUCACAGACGAUAGGCUGGUCUCUCAGAAAGCCGACGUGUACAGCUUUGGUGUCCUACUGCUGGAGCUUCUCACCUGCAAGACUCCGGUAAAAAGCACACAGCAUGACGAGGGAGUGGGUUUGCCACAGUGGGUGCGUUCUGUUAUUUUUCGCGAGGCACAGGAGGAGUGGGCGGUGGAGGUGUUCGACGUGGAGCUCCGAAGGCUGUGGCAUGAUGACGGGAAAAUGGAAUGCAUGGUGCUACUCCUGCGCCUUGCUCUGAAAUGCUGCAGUGAAGAUGCCAACUCCAGACCUACAAUGUCCGAUGUUGUGCAGAGGAUUUUGGAGAUCCGACAGUCCUGACUUCUGGAGGAGAACCUCACAUGCACAUCAUACCGACGCGACAGAAAGUUAAUUACAAAAAAAAACAAUGAAAGAAGGAUGAAGAAUGGUGUUGUGAACUGUGAUUCAGCUUGGUGGCCAUCCUUGUCAGUUAGUUUUGGACGGUCACUAGUUACUUUGCCGUCUGCUGAUCUAUGUGGAAUUUGUGUAGUUAGUUUUCAGUUGGGCAGGUCUUAAUGAAAAACUAGAUGGGCCUAGCGCGCUUUGCCGCGCCAUUCUUUGCAAUUGUCGCUGCGUAGAUAGGAACCCUCAAUGGAUGGAAGACCAAAAUAUUUUAUUUCUUAUAAUUAAGAAAAACGUAAGUA
Molecule: messenger RNA, 2755 nt
Organism: Lolium perenne
Lineage: Eukaryota; Viridiplantae; Streptophyta; Magnoliopsida; Poales; Poaceae
Biological process (GO): protein phosphorylation
Molecular function (GO): protein kinase activity; ATP binding
Source: RefSeq, a predicted model, not a curated record